This is a messenger RNA of Fomitopsis serialis, 967 nucleotides long. RefSeq lists its product as uncharacterized. NCBI's taxonomy places the organism in Eukaryota, Fungi, Basidiomycota, Agaricomycetes, Polyporales, Fomitopsidaceae. The transcript has a single exon. The coding region runs from base 58 to 867 and encodes 269 amino acids. The record is from RefSeq and is a predicted model, not a curated record.
UCCGAAUAUAAUGCCAUUUAUUUCCGAUUUAUUGUUACAAUCACCCGCCCGAUUGAAAUGCACUACACUCUUCUGCUAUCCCUACCGUCUCGCCCGCCCGUUUGUCUGCCCGCUCGCCCACCUCCUCACCUACCUGCCUGCGCGUUCGUCGGCCGUAUCUGCGCGCUGGGCAUUCGCAUAGUGCGCCUGCGGUCGCCGUGCACGCGGUGCCCAUCCAUGCCCUGUGCCCGUCCCCGCCCUGCACCCUUCUCUUUGCGCUCUCGCCCGCCCGCUCUCGCGCUCACCCGCUUGCCCACGCACUCGCCCGUCCGCCCACCCGUUCGUGGGCCCGCUUGCACCUUCUCCUCGUCAUCCCUGAGCCUGUCGCUCGUUCGUCGGCCGCGUGUGCGCGCAGGGCAUUGGCUCUGCGCGCUCGUGGACGACGUGCGCGUCGUGCAGCAGACGGGCAACUCGCCCGCUGGUCUGCUUGCCCGCCUAUUCGCUCUUCCGCCUGCAUGUGCGUUCGUCAGCAUGUCUGCGAGCUACCCCUUGACUGCUGCCCACUCACCUUGCCCAUACCUCUCCUGCCUGCCUGCCCACUCGCUCGUUUUCUCGCCAGCUCACUUACCCUCCGAAUGCUCACCCACUCACCUGCUCGCCCUGCUCGCCCGCCCGCUCGCUCGCCCGUCCGUUCUUGCGCCCGCUCGCCCGCCUGUUCGCCCGGCUGCCCGCGCUCGCGGUCGGCGUGUGUUGCCGCCCGUGCGCCCUUCCGCUUAUCUGCCCGCCGUGCAUCCGUCGGCCGUGCCUGCACAAAGGGCAUUGGCCCUGCGUGCUCGCGGUUGUCGUGUGCGUUGCGCUGCACGUCGUCGCGUCCUGUGUCUGCGUUAGUGCGCUCGCUCGCAUGCGUCUGCACUUACCUCGAUGCCCGCGACCCGCUCGCCGUCCGCACGCCUCCCGUCCGCGCCCGUCGCUGAUCCUGCGCCCGCCU